Molecule: messenger RNA, 1064 nt
Organism: Leopardus geoffroyi (Geoffroy's cat)
Lineage: Eukaryota; Metazoa; Chordata; Mammalia; Carnivora; Felidae
Gene: CB4H12orf42
Product: chromosome B4 C12orf42 homolog
Source: RefSeq, a predicted model, not a curated record
AUGACGUGGUGUUCUUCCUGUGUGCCUGUGUCUGAUAAGGACACUGGUCAUAUUGGGUUGAGGCCUCGCUCUAACAGCCUCAACUUGAUUGCAUCUGCAAAGACUCUAUUUCCAAAUAAGGUCAUAUAUACAGUGUUUCCAGGAAAGGUUCAGACUCCAGGGGCAUGUAGAAGACUACUUUGUGCUCAACAGUACAGUAUACCCAGGUCUCCUGCUCCUGCUGUAAGUACAGCUUUUUCUGAAGAGGAAAGCCAUGGAGAGGCCAGUUUCUCCCAAACACCAUCCAGUGAAUGGGACGAGACCCGACUGAUCUUUGCUGUCAGACAAGAAAUGAAAAAGAGAGCCAGAGGAGCACCCGAUGCGGCCUGGAGUCGUCCACUUUUGGAAAAGUCCAUGACAAAAAAGCCUAUUAGACCCAGUCACCGUCACGCCUGUGCAUCUAGAGGCUGCAGGAACACACAGGAAUGUUCCCCUGCGAGGCCUCCCAGCGCCACAGGCCUCUGCAGGAGAAGCCAGGCCCCGUCGGCCUCGUCGGGGGUCUCCCAGAGUCCCCCAGAGCCCAAGCUGGAGGACAGGCCGGCCCUGGGGCCCGUCCGGAAGUCGGGGGGGGGUGGGGGGGUGGGAGGCGCGGUUGCCAUGGCACCGGUGAUGCUCCCCAAGCAUCCUCAUCCCGGGGGAGGGGGGAGGGGGGAGAAAAGGGGACCCAAGGCGGACGCCUCCCUCCAGGGCAAUCUGGCAGGGACGCCCGUUCCUCUGUCCGCCGGUGCUCCCACCCACCUUCCCUCCAAGAGGUUAAUCAAGGUUUGCUCUUCUCCUCCCCCCCCCCCCCCCCCCCCGCGCCCACCCCAGCGUUUCCAUACGGCUUGUUCACAGGCCCCUCCUAGGCCGAGGGUGAAUGCUCCCUUACACUGACCGCUGCGAGGGAAUUGUCCGCGAGUGCUGCCCAUCUUCGAAUCAAUGCCUGCCCAGAACAACAGAAAGGGCCUCAGAUGUACUGGUUUCCACAGAACCAUUGUUCGGCUUUUGUGGAGCAGUUUUGAACCUAAUAAAUAAUGUCAAAAGUC